Messenger RNA from Lytechinus pictus (painted urchin), 4460 nucleotides. RefSeq names its product G-protein coupled receptor GRL101-like. Gene Ontology annotation, biological process: activation of adenylate cyclase activity; hormone-mediated signaling pathway; adenylate cyclase-activating G protein-coupled receptor signaling pathway. Bases 91 to 3270 code for a protein of 1059 amino acids. Gene Ontology annotation, molecular function: G protein-coupled peptide receptor activity; protein binding. Gene Ontology annotation, cellular component: plasma membrane. Lineage: Eukaryota; Metazoa; Echinodermata; Echinoidea; Temnopleuroida; Toxopneustidae. The record is from RefSeq and is a predicted model, not a curated record. The transcript has 22 exons.
GCGGAUGAUGAGUUCCCGUGCAGCCAUUCGUGUAUCCCGAUUGAGUUAAGAUGUGACACCAAGUGUGAUUGUGAAGAUGACUGCGCUGAUAUGAAUGGAUGCGAUACAUUUCCAUGUCAAGCAGGAUACCAUAAGUGUAACAAUAAUCACUACUGCAUACCUCCUCAUCUAUUGUGCAAUUUCGUUGACGAUUGCGGAGAUAAUUCAGAUGAAGAAAAAUGUUAUCAUCCAGAAUGUUAUAAACUAGAAUUCAAAUGUUCUAACAGGCAGUGCAUUAACGCAGGGUUUAUGUGUGAUGGAAAUCCUGAUUGUUUUGAUGGUAGCGAUGAGGCUCGCUGUGAUGAAGAUCACUACGUUCUUUGUGAUAAUGGUAAAAAGAUCUACGAACAUGAAUGGUGUGAUCGCAAUGUUGACUGUCCAGAUAAUGAAGCAGAUGAACAAAAUUGUGAUUGUACCGCCGAUGAAUAUAAGUGUCCCAAUGGCAAAUGCCUUCGACCAUCGGUCAGAUGCAACGGAGUCUGUGAUUGUAUGUCUUGCGAAGAUGAAAAAGAGUGCACGGAUGAAGAUAUGUGUAAUUACGAGACAAAUGGGAUCCUUUGUGCGAUAAAAAACAACAAACCAGCUCCUUGUGUACGGCAGGAAUAUAUCUGCGAUGGAUACUUUGACUGUCCUCGAAAUAUGGAUGAGUACAACUGCCAGAUUCCAGGCAAGGUUUCCGGCUCCUGUGACCCGGAGGGAAUUAAUCCCCAUAUGAUGUGUGAUGACAAAGAUGGACUCGACGAUCCUCGAUGCGUGCCUAGUAAGGUGCUUUGUGACCCUUAUCGACGACCUAACUGCAUGUAUGGUUUCGACGAGCAGACCUGUAAUGUGACUCGUCCUUGUGAUCCCGAGUUAGAAUUUGAGUGCCCGUAUGGAAGAUGUAUUGACCUUUCAAGUCGGUGUGAUGCACAUCUCGAUUGCUUCGAUUUCUCGGAUGAAGCAAAUUGUGAGUCUUUCGAGUGUCCACCUGGAACGUGGAAGUGUCAGAGUGGUCAAUGUCUGCCGGAGAUUCUGAAGUGUGAUUACACCCCUAGUUGUUUCUAUGUCAAUGGAACGAUCGAUUCAUCUGAUGAAGAUCAUUGUGACUAUAAGUUCUUAAGCUGCAAGGAGGGUGAGUUCAGGUGUAGUAAUGAUCAGUGCAUACCACAAGAGGAUGUAUGUUUCUUGGAUACUACGGGAUACAAAGGAUGCAAGGACGAAUCUCAUCUUUUUGACUGUGGCAACUGGAACUGUCAGGACAACGAAUUUAAGUGUCUGAAUUCUUAUUGUAUCAAUAUGAGUGAUGUGUGUAACGGCCCCAUAGAUUGUCGCCGUUCCUGGAUAGACGAAGUUUUCUGUCCCUACAGUUGUGGACCUGCAAAUUUGUGUACAUGCAAUCAAACGCGAAUGAGCUGUAUUAAUCUUGGAUUUGAAUCAUUCCACAAUUUCCACGUCGAUGACGACAUUCAUGACAUAAAUCUGAGUGGAAACAGGAUUAAAAUCUCAAACGAGGUCCUUGUUAACAUACCCGGGCUGCUUCGUUUGGACCUAUCCAAUAAUAGCAUGAAUGAUAUCGAUAAUGAUACAUUCAGUGGCUUGGCCAAUCUCACUUAUCUAAAUUUGGAGAACAAUAAUAUCACGGUGAUCCGCAAGGAAAAUUUCAAAGGUUUGGAAGGUUUGCAAUCACUGCUACUUAGAGGAAACAACAUCAACAUGAUAGAGCCACACGCAUUUGAAGGAUUGAAGAACAUCACAACGCUAGAUUUGAGUCAUCAGAACUUAACGGAAAUCCCAAACGCUGCUUUUGUAGGACUUUACAAGCUCCGUUUCUUAGACCUUUCAGCCAAUCAAAUCAUAGUUGUGCCGGAUGGUGCUUUCUUCGGCCUAUAUCAACUCAGGAAAUUAGACAUAUCGGGGAAUGCAAUUGAAGUUGUUAGCAGACGAACAUUUAACAUGCGUCUCUUGGACGAACUAAUAACGGAUGAAUAUCGCUUCUGCUGUAUGGCUCGCCACGUGUCUAAAUGUCUCCCUCUACCAGAUGAGUUUUCAUCAUGCGAAGAUCUCAUGUCAAAUCCUAUCCUGCGCAUGUGCAUAUGGAUUAUCGGCAUGAUUGCUUUGAUCGGAAACCUGUUUGUAAUCCUGUGGAGGGUCAAUAGCAAGCGAGAUAAUAAGGUUCACUCUUUUCUCAUAACUAACCUCGCCGUGGGUGACAUGUUUAUGGGCAUCUACCUUCUCAUCAUCGCAUGCGUCGACGCUUAUUACCGCGGUGAUUACAUCGUCCAUGAUAAACUCUGGCGGAGCAGUGGUCUCUGCAAAUUCGCCGGCUUCUUGUCCACAUUUUCCAGCGAGCUGUCUGUGUUCAGUCUCACAAUCAUUACUCUUCAUAGGUUAUCUUCAAUCGUAUUUCCCUUCCGAAUCAAAGACAUGGAGUUCACUCGCGCGGUCUGGGUUAUGGGCGUGUCCUGGGGAUUGGUGGCUUUUCUGGCUGCUCUUCCUCUAUGCGGAGUGGCGUACUUCGGUAACUUCUACGGACGUUCAGGUGUGUGUCUUGCCCUCCACAUCACACCAGAUAGACCCAGUGGAUGGGAAUAUGCCGUAUUCAUCUUCCUGGGUCUAAACUUUGUUUCGUUUAUGACAAUCAUGGUAUCAUAUGGAGUCAUGUUCAACGUUGCGAGGAAGACCCAGAAGGCAGCUAUGAGAUCACUCAAGUCAAAAGGAAGUGAUUCAAUGGCUAGGAGGAUGUCUGUCAUUGUCUUUACAGACUUCUGCUGUUGGGUUCCUAUUAUUCUGUUGGGCGUGGCCUCCUUAUCUGGCGCGUAUGUACCAGCUUCUGUGUAUGCUUGGGUAGCUGUGUUUGUGAUGCCAGUCAACUCAGCAGUCAAUCCGAUCCUCUACACCCUAGGUAGCGCCAUCACCGUCCGUCGAGCAAUACAAAGGUUCUCAAUAAACCCUUCAACAACGGUCACUUCAGAAUACAAGACUGUUAUGAACAAUUCCUCAGAUCGGAAACAGGGUGGAUACAAGGGGCGUCCUCUGCGGACAAUGUCAACGAACGCAAAUGAAUAUUGCAAACCAGCUCCCACGGCUACGACGACGACCACUACGGCGAAACCUAAGCCUCAACCGUGCAAGGAGGAAACGAUUAAAAUGAUCGACCUCGGGAACCGACAACACGUCACCGUAGAUGAUGGGGAGAACAAGGCUUUGACGUCGACUUGCAAUAACAAUGAAAGGACACCAAACAAUGUGUGAAUAUUAUUCCAGCAACCGAAAACUAAGACAGAUAUUUCAUGGAGUUACUUUAGUAACUCCCUGAUAUUUGGUGUUUUCGUUGUGACAAGCACAGUGGAGCCUGAACAGUGUCGGCCUUGUCUGUAAUUUUAGUCAUGAAAAAGGUGAACAAAAGAGACAGGUCUGAAGAAACUCUAUUGCGAUUCGGAAACUUUGUGAAAUAUUAAGACGAGAUCAGACUUCUCGUUCGUUACAGCAGAUUUUUGAGCGUACUGGUCAUGAUGAGUCAUAAUGUUAUUCUACAAAACAGAGGGUAGUAUUAAAAUUCAAUUUUUCUGCAAAAGAUCUGAGAGGAAUAGGCCUACAUGACUGGUGGAGAAAUCGUCCAAUUUAUCCCCAAAUGCCAAACAAUACCUUCUUUUAAAUUACAUUGAUUUUAUUUGGAGAAAUUAUAUUUUAUAUUCAAUUUCCGUGUGUGUAUGAUUUAGAGGAGGAAGCACAAAAGACGUUUUUGUCAUGUGUUACUACAACUUAGAUCGUAACUAGAAUAUUGGGGUUUAUAUAUCUUGAAUACGACUUACUUUUGUGACCUGCAAUUUGCCCCCUUUCUCUAUUACUAUUUGAAGCUUUGUAUAAGUUUGUUCCUACCUAUCUCCCUAUAUUCAUUUUAUUUUUAUAUCUGAUGUUUGUUUUCUGUAGUUCUUUUCAUAGUUACAUUUCAAAGAUCAGUUAUCAAAACGUGUUUCAAAAUACGUGUGUGCAAAGUCAAUAGAUUAAAGACUUUUUAAUUCCCCCUCCCCUAAUUUUAUUUAUAGACUAUGUACUUGUCGAAAUGUGGGCCUCUACCUUAAUAAGCAGAAUUCAUUCAAUCCAUUUUGCUUGUUUAUGGUUAUCAUUUUUUAUCAAAUAUUUUUAUGGAAAGUCGUCUAUAGUUCCGUUCCUUUAUCAUGUAUAAGACCGACCCAGGUCUAUCUCUUGGCCAAAUUAAGUUUAAUAUGAGAGGUCGUUUCUUAUACAUAAGUCCAUCUUGUGUCUAAUCUAUAUCCCGGAAUUCUGCCCGAACUGAAUGAAAGCUGACCAAAAUCCUAAUUCGACGGACACAAAAAUCAUUUUUUUCUUUAUAUACUCGAUAUUAAUUCACAUGGACCAGUUGUUCUUACCUUUAUACAGUGCGUAUCAAAAAAAAGUUUACACUUUGAAAAAGCCCUUGG